AUGCAGGCUGAGAAUGCAAUCAAACUGCUUGAAGCAUCAAUGAAGGCAAUGAUGAAAGCAAUCAAAGACCAGUACAACAGCCAAAUUGAGAAUCUGAUCAGACACAAGGAGAAUCUUGAGAAAGAAAACUGUGAUGAAUAUGUUCAGCCCACAGAAGGAGAAAAAUCUCAGUGUGAAGAUGAUGAAGAAGAGAAUGAUGAAGAAAUGAAUGCCAGUUUGGAUAAAACAAUCAAUGAAAUAUUCAAACAGACAAAGAUAGACAAGAACAAAGAGGAGAACGAGGAGCAAACACAGAAAGAAGAUGAUUCACAACCAUCUACAGUCGAUCUUGCUGCAUCUACACCGAAGGAGCAAGAUGAUUCUGCUCCAGCAGCUGUGAAUAAGGAAAGUAUCCAAGAAGGAGAUCCACUGGGGAAAGUUGCAACAGAACCACCAGCUGUUCAAGAAGAUCUGAAUCAGGGAACACCACAACAAGAGAACACCCCGAAAGCAGUUCCAGAACAGACAUCUGCAAAAGAAACAGAAGAAAAAAGAGCUACAAAAAUAGCAGAUCCAAUGGAUGUUGAUAAGGAAAUAACAGAAGAAGGUAAUACAGGGCAAGCUGCACAAAAGACUACAGAAACUGACAGCGAGAAAACGGUGUCAGAUGAUGUUGUUCGAGAAUAG
Molecule: messenger RNA, 666 nt
Organism: Linum trigynum
Lineage: Eukaryota; Viridiplantae; Streptophyta; Magnoliopsida; Malpighiales; Linaceae
Source: the annotation of a GenBank genome assembly